Molecule: messenger RNA, 1506 nt
Organism: Mus musculus (house mouse)
Lineage: Eukaryota; Metazoa; Chordata; Mammalia; Rodentia; Muridae
Gene: Galk1
Product: galactokinase 1
Exons: 8
Coding region: 42-1220 (392 amino acids)
Biological process (GO): purine-containing compound metabolic process; nucleoside phosphate metabolic process; galactose metabolic process
Cellular component (GO): cytoplasm
Molecular function (GO): galactose binding; phosphotransferase activity, alcohol group as acceptor; ATP binding
Source: RefSeq, marked validated
AGCAUCCCGCGGGGCGGUGCGCCCAGCUGCAGACGAGCGUCAUGGCUGCUUGGAGACCGCCCCGGGUCGAGGAGCUGCUGGCCGAGGCCCGCCGGGCCUUCAUGGAGGAGUUUGGAGCCGAGCCGGAGCUGGCAGUGUCGGCGCCGGGCCGCGUCAACCUCAUCGGGGAGCACACGGACUACAACCAGGGCCUGGUGCUGCCCAUGGCACUGGAGCUCGUGACCGUGAUGGUUGGCAGCCCCCGGACAGAUGGGCUUGUUUCUCUUCUCACCACUUCCAAAGAUGCAGACGAGCCCCAAAGACUGCAGUUCCCACUGCCCUCAGCCCAGUGGUCCUUGGAGCCUGGAAUCCCACAGUGGGCCAAUUAUGUCAAGGGAGUGAUUCAACAUUACCCAGCUUCCCCGCUCGUUGGCUUCAGUGCAGUGGUGGUCAGCUCAGUGCCCCUGGGGGGUGGGCUUUCCAGCUCAGCGUCUCUGGAAGUGGCCACGUACACCUUCAUCCAGCAGCUCUGCCCAGACUCGGGGGCAAUAGCUGCCCGGGCCCAGGUGUGUCAACGGGCUGAGCACAGCUUCGCAGGGGUGCCCUGUGGCAUCAUGGACCAACUCAUCGCGCUGCUGGGGCAGAAAGGCUAUGCACUACUCAUUGACUGCAGGUCCCUGGAAACAAGCCUGGUGCCACUGUCAGACCCCAAGCUGGCCGUGCUCAUCACCAACUCCAAUGUCCGCCAUUCCCUGGGCUCCAGCGAGUACCCGGUUCGUCGGCGACAGUGUGAAGAAGUGGCCCAGGCCCUGGGCAAGGAGAGCCUUCGAGAGGUGCGGAUGGAGGAGCUUGAGGCGGGCAGGGAGCUAAUGAGCAAGGAGGGCUUCCGGCGGGCCCGGCAUGUGGUAAGCGAGAUCCGGAGAACAGCCCAGGCAGCAGCUGCUAUGAGCCGAGGAGACUACAAGGCCUUUGGGCGUCUCAUGGUGGAGAGUCACUACUCACUCAGGGAUGACUAUGAGGUCAGCUGCCCUGAGCUGGAUCAAUUGGUUGAGGCCGCGCUCUCUGUGCCUGGGGUUUAUGGCAGUCGCAUGACAGGUGGUGGCUUUGGUGGCUGCACCGUCACAUUGCUGGAGGCCUCUGUUGCCCCUCUUGUCAUAGAUCAUAUACAGGAGCAGUACAGUGGGACAGCCACCUUCUACCUCUCUCAAGCUGCCGAUGGAGCCCAGGUGCUGAGCUUGUGAGGUGUCCCUGAGACCGAUGGACGCACAGGCAUGAGGCGGAGGCAGCAGGUGUGUGCCGCAGCUCUGCCUCGGGCAUCCUCCUUCUCUAUCUGGGUGCUUAAUAAACGUGUGCCUCUUAAUGGCGGUAGCCACCUGCCUCCAGAGGUGGGUAACAUGCUCUGGGGGCAAAGAAUGGGGAUUAUGGGAGUCAGUGUUCCUACUGCAGGCCUGUGAAGAACGGACAGAGUGGCUAAGCAGUAGCAAAACCUUUUAUUAAGUGCAGAACAAAAGGCUGGGGACUUGUGCC